Messenger RNA from Drosophila subpulchrella, 677 nucleotides. RefSeq lists its product as uncharacterized. The transcript is spliced from 2 exons. NCBI's taxonomy places the organism in Eukaryota, Metazoa, Arthropoda, Insecta, Diptera, Drosophilidae. The record is from RefSeq and is a predicted model, not a curated record. Bases 78 to 569 code for a protein of 163 amino acids.
AUUCACUUAUAUUUUUUGGCCGAGUAACAUAUAUUUUCAUAUACUGAAGCAAAUAAGAAAACAAGUAAUAAAACACAAUGAGCGACGAACAAAUUCCGCAUUUUCAGCCUUGUGUGUCCGAGGAAAAUAAUGAAAACUCUUGUAAUAUGACUGUGGAUCGACCAAUGUCACCACCACCCGAAGAAAUUGUGGAGGCUAUGGAAAUGGUUGAAGACCCGCCUUCACCACCCGAACCAGAAGCUCCGAUUUCCGCGCCUCGAAGGAGCGCAAGGAUGGCAAAUCGUAAUACAACUCGUACGGAGCUUCAAGACAUAUCAAGCGAUCCGCAGUCAAAUUCCAGAACACCCAAAAGAGGAAAGGUGCAGAAGCCGACAAAGCCUCGAUCUGCUAAACAUGUGAUUACCUGUCGCAAUUGCGGAAAUUCUCAUAUCUGUUUCCCGGUGCGCACAAAAUUCUUUACUUGCGCCGAGGUCGAUGGCCAACUUUUUAAAGUCAAACAGAUUAGUGGCAAACUGGCACGGGCGCCCUCAAAAAAAAGAAUAGUUCCCGACAAGUUUAACCUGCAUUGAUGUUACCAGAACAAAAUUCUAAAAAAAAAGUUUAAUGUUUAAAUAAUUUUGAAAGGUACACAUGAACAGUUAAAGUAUUUAAAAUUAAAUUGCAUAGACCAAAAAAAA